Molecule: messenger RNA, 1542 nt
Organism: Alligator sinensis (Chinese alligator)
Lineage: Eukaryota; Metazoa; Chordata; Crocodylia; Alligatoridae
Gene: SLC39A3
Product: solute carrier family 39 member 3
Exons: 2
Coding region: 196-1143 (315 amino acids)
Biological process (GO): zinc ion transmembrane transport
Cellular component (GO): plasma membrane
Molecular function (GO): zinc ion transmembrane transporter activity
Source: RefSeq, a predicted model, not a curated record
GCCCCAGGCGCCGGGGGGGCGGUUCGGUAUUAUCCGUGUAAUAGGGCAGCUAGCGCCGCGUUUGCUCCCGUCUACAGCUGCCGCGCUCGGGUCCCGGCUCUCGGCGUAGGCGCCGACGCGACGGUGGAAGCGUCUCUCCGCGGGACGCGUCUCUGCGGGGGCUCGGCCGGGGGGGGGCCUCUCCCGAGGGACAGGAUGAAAAUCCUAGUGGCCAAAGUGCUUUGUCUGCUGGGCGUCUUCGUGCUGAUGCUGCUCGGGUCCCUGCUGCCUGUCAAGCUGAUUGAGGCCGACUACGAGAAAGCUCACCGCUCCAGAAAGGUCCUCGCCCUCUGCAACUCGUUCGGAGGAGGGGUCUUCCUGGCCACCUGCUUCAAUGCCUUGCUCCCAGCAGUCCGGGAAAAGCUUCAAGAAGUCCUCAAGCUGGGGAACGUGACGACGGACUACCCCCUGGCCGAGACCAUCAUGCUGGUGGGGUUCUUCAUGACGGUCUUUGUCGAGCAGCUCAUCCUGACCUUCCAGAAGGAGAAGCCCUCCUUUAUCGACCUGGAGACCUUCAAUGCCGGCUCGGAUGUCGGGAGCGAUUCUGAGUACGAGAGCCCCUUCAUUGCCGCCUCUCACGGGCGCACGCUGUACAAUGAGCACAGCCACCACUCCCACAGCCACGGCCUGAACAUCCAGGAGCUGUCCCGCUCCAGCCCCCUGCGGCUCUUCAGCCUGGUGUUUGCCCUGUCGGCCCACUCCAUCUUCGAGGGCCUGGCCCUGGGCCUGCAGGAGGAGGGGGACAAGGUCAUGAGCCUCUUUUUGGGGGUGGCCAUCCACGAGACGCUGGUGGCCGUAGCGCUGGGCAUCAGCAUGGCCAAGACCUCGCUGGUACUGAAGGAUGCCGCCAAGCUGGCCGUGACAGUCAGUCUGAUGAUUCCCUUGGGCAUCGGCAUCGGCAUGGGCAUCGAGAGCGCCCGCAAUGUGGCCAGCAGCGUGGCUUCCGUGGUGCUUCAGGGCAUCGCUGGGGGGACCUUCUUAUUCGUCACGUUCUUCGAGAUCCUGGGGAAGGAGCUGGAGGACAAGAACGACCGCCUGCUGAAGGUCCUCUUCCUGGUGCUGGGCUAUGCCGUCCUCGCCGGGCUCGUCUUCUUCAAGUGGUGAGGGCAGAGAGGAGACCCCAGCUCCUUCCCCUCGUAAACGGUGCUGAUAGCCAGCCCCCUUUCCAGCCAGGCGGGGACGCGGACGCCAGCGCCCGGGUGAAGCAUCCGCAUCCAGACGGUGGCAACACAUCGACCUGAAGAGAGAAUGGUUCCCCCAAGGUCAAGGGAGAAGAAUCACACAAGGUGUUAUGCGACUGUCCCCACAUGCCACAUUAGCAGGGUGGGGAGAGGCUUGUACAGAGGCUACUGAAAGUAAUAUUUGUAAUAGUGAAUAGGGGCUUGAAUGUUGCUUCUGAAGGGAUCUCGACAACUGUUUGGCACAGAGCCGCCUCCCCUCCCACCCCCCAUUAAGAAUCCAGGUCUACUCUUUUCCAUCUUGGGCUUCACAAAGUGAAAGAUG